Elephantulus edwardii (Cape elephant shrew) is the source of this 1675-nucleotide messenger RNA. RefSeq names its product Kruppel-like factor 5 (intestinal) (gene KLF5). The transcript has 4 exons. NCBI's taxonomy places the organism in Eukaryota, Metazoa, Chordata, Mammalia, Macroscelidea, Macroscelididae. Bases 312 to 1664 code for a protein of 450 amino acids. Gene Ontology annotation, biological process: regulation of transcription by RNA polymerase II. Gene Ontology annotation, molecular function: RNA polymerase II cis-regulatory region sequence-specific DNA binding; DNA-binding transcription factor activity, RNA polymerase II-specific. The record is from RefSeq and is a predicted model, not a curated record.
AGGUACGCGCGCUAGCAGCUCUUUCGCGGAGACCGGCGUCGGCGGGAACGAGCUCCGGCGAGGGCGCUGUGGGGAGGGGCGGGAGAAAGUGGCCGACCGGAGGACGUUGGCGUUUACGCGUGACCGAGCGGAAGAGUUUUGCUUUUCGUGCGCGCCUUCGAAAAACCGCGCCUGUUGUCGGCUGAGGUGCCCGCCCGGCGAUCUCCCCCUCCUCUGCGCGCGCCCCCCGCGCCGAGCUCGCUGGUCCGCGCCGGAGUGGACGAGGUGGGAACGAGCGCACGACCCGCGCCCGGAGCCGCCCCCAAGUGCCCAUGGCUACGCGGGUGCUGACCAUGAGCGCCCGCCUGGGACCCAUACCCCAGCCGCCGGCCCCGCAGGACGAACCCGUCUUCGCGCAGCUCAAGCCGGUGCUGGGCGCCGCGAACCCGGCCCGCGACGCGGCGCUCUUCCCCGGCGAGGAGCUGAAGCACGCGCACCACCACUCGCAGGGACAGUCUGCGCCCCCGCAGCCCGCGGCCGGCCCGCGGCUGCCGCCGGAGGAGCUGGUCCAGACAAGAUGUGAAAUGGAGAAGUAUCUGACACCUCAGCUUCCUCCAGUUCCUAUAAUUCCAGAGCAUAAAAAGUAUAGACGAGACAGUGCCUCAGUCGUAGACCAGUUCUUCACUGACAGUGAAGGGUUACCUUACAGUAUCAACAUGAACGUCUUUCUCCCUGACAUCACUCACCUGAGAACUGGCCUCUACAAAUCCCAGAGACCGUGCGUAACACACAUCAAGACAGAACCUGUUACCAUUUUCAGCCACCAGAGUGAAACGACUGCCCCUCCUCCGGCCCAGACCCAGGCCCUCCCCGAGUUCACCAGUAUAUUCAACACACAUCAGACCGCAGCUCCAGAGGUGAACAAUAUCUUCAUCAAACAAGAACUUCCUACACCAGAUCUUCAUCUGUCUGUCCCUCCCCAGCAGGGCCACUUGUACCAGCUACUGAACACACCGGAUCUAGAUAUGCCCAGUUCAACAAACCAGACAGCAGUAAUGGACUCUCUUAAUGUUUCUGUGUCAGCUGCCAUGGCUGGGCUUAACACGCUCACCUCUGCUGUCCCGCAGACGACAGUGAAACAAUUUCAGGGCAUGCCCCCUUGCACAUACACAAUGCCAAGUCAGUUUCUUCCACAGCAGGCCACUUACUUUCCCCCAUCACCACCAAGCUCAGAGCCUGGAAGUCCAGAUAGACAAGCAGAGAUGCUCCAGAAUUUAACCCCACCUCCAUCCUAUGCUGCUACAAUUGCUUCUAAACUGGCCAUCCACAAUCCAAAUAUUCCUGCCACCCUGCCAGUUAAUACACCGAACAUCCAGCCUGUCAGAUAUAAUAGAAGGAGUAAUCCCGAUUUGGAGAAAAGACGCAUACACUACUGCGAUUACCCUGGCUGCACAAAAGUUUAUACAAAGUCUUCUCAUUUAAAAGCUCACCUGAGGACUCAUACUGGUGAAAAGCCAUACAAGUGCACCUGGGAUGGCUGUGACUGGAGGUUCGCGCGGUCGGACGAGCUGACCCGCCACUACAGGAAGCACACGGGCGCCAAGCCCUUCCAAUGCGGCGUGUGCAGCCGCAGCUUCUCGCGCUCCGACCACCUGGCCCUGCACAUGAAGAGGCACCAGAACUGAGGGGCCCUGCC